Anopheles marshallii is the source of this 1014-nucleotide messenger RNA. RefSeq lists its product as uncharacterized. Gene Ontology annotation, molecular function: DNA binding. Gene Ontology annotation, biological process: DNA recombination; double-strand break repair via nonhomologous end joining; positive regulation of ligase activity. Bases 1 to 1014 code for a protein of 337 amino acids. The transcript has a single exon. Gene Ontology annotation, cellular component: DNA-dependent protein kinase-DNA ligase 4 complex; DNA ligase IV complex; nucleus. NCBI's taxonomy places the organism in Eukaryota, Metazoa, Arthropoda, Insecta, Diptera, Culicidae. The record is from RefSeq and is a predicted model, not a curated record.
AUGCCAAGAAUGGAGCUGGAUAACAUAUUUCUGAACAAGCUUCCGAUCGUAGCCGCUACGGGCAGCGAAGGUGGAACGUGGAACCAUUACGCAUUCAUCGAGAGCACCUGGGGCGAGCGGAAGAUACUGCUGAAGAUCAUUGUGUUCAGCCCGCUGUACAAUACGCCUCUAAGCUUCCUGUCCGAGAUAGACCACGAGGUGCUGCAGCAGACGGCCAUACGAUUAGAGCGUCCAUGGAACGAUUUUCUGCACGAAACGAAGCUGGCCCUUUGUACCGAGGGUGGCGCGAACGGGUUUAGUUACGCGGUCGAAGAAAACAAUUUCGUGUGGCGUAAGAUUGUUGGGCCCGCGUUAACCGUGGCGUACGGUUCGGUUAUACUGCUCCGGUCCCAGUGUCUGCUCUCGGAUGUGCUGUCGAACUCGAUUGGCACCCAGAACCGGCUGCGCAAUGAUGUGCAGCUGAAAAAUAAGGUGCUGCACGAACUGAAGGAAGAGCACGAGGAGCUGCUCGAGUUACAGCGCCAGCAGGAAGAAGACAGUCGGCUGUACGAGAUAGAGUUGAUAACCAAGUGCAUCAGUAUACUGAACGAGAAGAAGGAAGUAAUUAACCAUCUGAAGAAAAAGCUCGCCGAAGAGGAUGAGGAACCGGAAGGGGAGCGGGAAGAGGAGGAAGAGGAGCAGCGAAAUGAACCGGCCGUGGAUCAGUUCGAACGGCGGCUGGCAAGGGAGGAAGACCAACCCAGACCAUCGCCCUCGCUGCUAGGGACGAGCGAUUCCGAGCCAUUUCUGGUGGAUAGCGAUCCACAGGAUCCGGACGAUCAUGGAACGCUGCCAAAGCGGACAAAGUAUCAGCUAACGCAGCGCAGUGCUACAACCACAUCCGCGAGCAGCAUGAUGUCUACGGUCAACCGGAAAUCGCACGAGGAAGAUGAUGCCGCUACCAGAGAGGAGCAGGAUGGCCAACUGGAUGAUUUGUACAAUAAGGAUACGGAGGAACUUUUACAACAGAUGUAA